AUGAGAAGUACUAAAGUUGUGGCUCGCAAAAGCACGAUCAAUUGCACGAUCAAAUUCUUGCUCAUAGUGCUCGGUAUAUGGCCCGACACAUUAUCCGUCACAUUCUCUAGAAUAUUCUGGAGUAUCUCAUUAGGGGCUCUCGAAGUUUGCCAGUACCGAUACCUCCUCACACAUCUUUAUUCCAGUGAUGUGUUCGAGUUGAUGGAUUGUUUCGGCGCCUUUAUAGGAUUCGUGAAGUUCUCCUUCAAGAUCAGUAUCUUUUGGUGGAAUCAGCGAAUAUUCAAUCAAAUUUUAAAAAUGAUGGUGGAGGAUUGGAGAGAUUGCGCAAACAAUGAUAAUGAAAUGAGCAAAGCAAUCAAUAAGGCGGAGAUAUCGGAUUGCAUUGUUAAUGCGAUCGUCAGUCUGUACACAGUCGCUGUGUUCUUUUACGGCAUCAGUAUCAUUCUAGACGAUGUCGAUAUUACCGAUUCUUCGAUCGAGAUACCCCACAUAUACAAAAUGGAAUUUCCGUUUGAUAUAAAGACGCAAAGCACGUACAAAUUCGUAUUAAUUAUGGAACUGAUACAUAUUUUAGUGGGCAGCUGGGGAUUGGGAGUUUUAAAUGCAUUACUUUUAACACUGACCCUACACAUAGAUGGCCAAAUAGACAUAUUGCUUUACUGGUUGGCGAAAGUAAUGUCUAUAGAUGGUGCUAACAAACGCAGAUCUAACGUACUGAGAAAGAUUAUUCAGAAACAUCAAAAAAUCAUCUAUUUCGUGGAGAAUAUCGAGAAACUGUACACAUUGAUCGCAUUGCUGCAAUUUGCGACAAAUGUAGUGAUGAUUUGCCUAUCAGGAUUUUUAAUUAUAACAGCUCUCGAUACUCCUGAUGCGACGGAGAAGAUAAUGAGAUCACUUUCAUAUUACAGCGUGACAAAUUUAGAAACGUUUAUAUUCUGCUAUGCCGGGGAAUACUUGAUCAACAAGAGCAAAACGAUCGGAUACGCUGCAUACGAUGCAGCCUGGUAUGAUAUGGAAUCUAGGCAUAGUCGCAUUUUGUUGAUCAUUAUUUUAAGAUCGCAAAAAGAAUUAACACUUACCAUCGGGAAAUUGAUGGAUCUCUCGUUACAUCGCUUUGCAAGUAUCAUGAAUUCCGCGGGUUCGUACAUCUCGGUAUUAUUAGCGAUGCAAUGA
This is a messenger RNA of Dinoponera quadriceps, 1173 nucleotides long. RefSeq names its product odorant receptor 4-like. Gene Ontology annotation, biological process: sensory perception of smell; detection of chemical stimulus involved in sensory perception of smell. Bases 1 to 1173 code for a protein of 390 amino acids. Lineage: Eukaryota; Metazoa; Arthropoda; Insecta; Hymenoptera; Formicidae. Gene Ontology annotation, molecular function: olfactory receptor activity; odorant binding. The transcript has 6 exons. Gene Ontology annotation, cellular component: plasma membrane. The record is from RefSeq and is a predicted model, not a curated record.